CUCUUUCCUCGGGAGGAGCAACGACGUCUUUGUAGAUCCGAACGCUCAGCAGCUUUCAAGCUGCGUGGAUGAUGAUGGCGGUUUUCCUCAUGCCACUGGUGCUGAUGCUGAUGCUCACCCUGCUGUCCGCCAAUGGAGCCCAUCUGUCAACCUCGUCUGACCCCGCGUUCAUCGCCCACUCAUUACCUGCAAGCAGCAGCACCCAGCGGCGAGUCAUGGCACACCACAGGCGGCGACCAUCCCUUCUACGCAUGCAGGAGGUCAAAGAGCGGGCGCCGUCGUCCAAAGAGUCCGACAAAGGGAAGCAACAGCAACAGCAGCAGCAGCUGGCAGACGCCCUCCCAUCUCAGCUCACAUUCGCCACGGAGCAGCAGCAGGUUGAGAGGCAGCUCCCUCGGCUGCCGCCUUACUGGGACAUGGUGCGCGUCGGUCUGGCCACGCCAGAGAAUGACAAGCGCACGCGGAUCGAGGAGAAGUACCGCAUCGAGUCAGGGGAGGAGGGGGUGCGCCGACAGUGGCAGAGGAAGAGGCAGAGCAUUAUGGAGCUGGUGGGCGAGACGGGCUCUGGCGUGCUCGACACUGUCGAGGACGUCUCGCUGCAUUGGAGGAGACAGUUCAUGAAGCUCAAGUGAGCCAGUCACUUGAUGAUGCAGACACACGCACACAGAGGGAUGCGGAUGGUGCAUCCGUCGUGCUGUGGUGUCGUGUGUGUGUGUGUGUGUGUGUGUGUGCUGGUUCCAUGCUGCAGCAAGGUGAAUCUGAUGCAGAAGCGGCUCGACACUGACAAGCCUCGGCUGGUCAUCCUGGGCUCCGGAUGGGCCGCACAUGCCAUGAUCAAAAUCAUCGACACGGACAAGUGAGCACCUGCAUCACCUCCAGCACACACAUCUGUCCAUCCUGAUCUACCUCUGUCUGGGCAGAUUUGACGUGGUGAUUGUGUCCCCGCGCAACUACUUCCUCUUCACGCCCAUGCUGGCUGCGAGUGCCGUCGGCACUGUCGAGUACAGAUCGAUCACCGAACCGAUGAGGAAGGCGAAUCCGCUGACGAGCUACUAUGAGGGUGCGUCAGUAAGCGGGAGGGCAACACACGGACACACGAACAGCAUGCACUCACUAUGUCUGUAUGCCCCGCGAUGGGUGUGGUGUUCAGGUGAGGCGAUUGACAUCGAUCCCGAGAAGAAGGAGAUCCGGGUGCGCUCCAAGAUCCAAACCACUGAAGGUGCUCUACACUCCAAUGCCAAUCCAUCCCCCUUGACUGCACUGUGGAUUGCUGGUGGUGGUGGUGAACUUGUCAGGCGAGACUGUCGAGUUCGCCGUCCCGUACGACACGCUGAUCUUCUCGCCUGGCGUCAAAUCCUCCUCGUUCGGCAUCAAGGGAGUGUACGAGCACUGCUACUUCCUCAAGGAGAUAGAGGACGCGCGCAAGCUGCGGACCGCCGUGCAGGACCGCUUUGAGCGGUAGGCAUAUGAGUCACGCGUGGCAGAGGGGAGGAGAGCGAGGGCGUGUGCCGAUGGUGCCGGUGGUGGUGUUUGUUGUCUGCAGGGCGAACAUUCCUGACACUUCUGAUGAGGAGAAGCAGCGCCUGCUCACAUUCGCCGUGUGCGGGGGCGGGGUCAGCGCAACCCACCGCACCCACCGUGAGAGGAGACACCACAGAGAUCGUCGCUCUUGGCUGUGUGUGCAGCCGACUGGGGUGGAGUUCUGCGGCGAGCUCUUCGACCUCCUCCGAUCGGAAUUCCGGAAGUUCUACCCCAAGUGAGUUGAGUCGCCAAGCCAGCCACGCUGACGACACGCAAUCCGAUGCACCUGUUGUCUGUGUGUAGGUUGACGCCAAUGGCCAAGGUGGUGUUGGUGCAAUCCGGCCCCAACAUCCUGCCCAUCUUCGACGAAUCGCUGCGCAGCGUCGGGCUGCAGAAACUCAGGGUACGUCACAGCCACACAUGUGCACCACCUACGCCCACGCUCAUGCGUCCUGUUUUGUGCGUGUGGGGUGGGUGAGUAGGAUCAAGGCGUGCAGGUGGCGCUGGAGACGAGAGUGCAGGAAGUUGGACCCAAAUCCAUCUUGCUCAGCGUCCGCAGACAGACAGACAGACAGACAGACAGAGGCUGUUCAGUGUAGUGAAUGCAGCACCCGUGUUUCUCUGCCUGUCUGUCUCUUUGCGUCUUCAGAACGGCACCGAGCUGCCUUAUGGCCUGGCGGUGUGGGCUGCCGGCACUGGGCCGAGGGAAAUCACCAAGUAUGACCAUACACACGACAAUGUCCAUGCAGCUAACGCGCAAAUGCAUCGUCUUGUCGCCACGGCAGGCGGCUGAUCGAGAAGGUGCCCACCCAGCAAGAGAUGUAAGGAGGCCAUGCCCGCACACGACAGACAGACCACACGCACUCUCACCUCUCUCUCUCUCUCUCUCUCUCUCUGGCUGAUCGGUUCGUUCUGCAGGGCGUCCCAGUCCAAGAAGCUGGCUGUCGAUCCCUGGCUGCGCGUUUACGACACCAACGGCACCAUCCUUGCCAUGGGCGACUGCACCAAGAUGGACCCGCCGCUCCCGCAAACCGCUCAAGUACGCUCGCUGCACACACACAUACGCCCAAUUCAGCACCAGCAGCGGUCACUGCGCUCCUCUCAUUGCCUCUCUCUCCCUGUGUGUGUGUGUGUGUGUAUCUGCAGGUCGCUGCGCAGCAGGGCGCCUUUCUCGCUCGUCUGUUGAACCGUGGCUACAACAUGAGCAAGGCUGACGGGCGGCCGCCGACGUACUCUUACAAGGAGAGCGAGAAGAAAGGCUUCGGCGAGCGGCUGUUCAGCAUCCUCCGCAUCCGUGGCAAGAAGAAGGCUGAUCCCUUCAAUUUCUUCAACUACGGCAUGCUCGCCUACCUCGGCGACCAAAAGGCGCUGGCCCAGAUACAGGUGUGUGUGUGUGUGUGUGUGAAGUGUGGUGUGUUUGUGUGGGUGAGUGAUGUCUAUCUCUGUGUGUGUGCGCGUGUGUGUGUCAGGCUAACGACUUGGACUUUAUCAAGGCGAGUGGGCAAGCUGGUUUCUACCUGUGGCGGUCCGUGUAUGUGGUCAAGCAAGUCUCGUUCAGGAACCGUGUGUUGGGUACGCUGCGUGUGCACCCACACGUCUCAAACCAUCCCCCUCUCGCCCUUUGUUUGCUCUCUCAGUGCUAUUUGACUGGUUCAAGAGUCGGAUAUUCGGCAGAGACCUCACACGGCUCUAGGCCUGAGCUGGAGGGCGGGCAGGGGGGGAGGGGGAUUGUGGCCGGUGGGGAGAGAUCGCUACUGCGAAACGAAGCGAGUGAGAUCUGAUGGAUGGAUGGAUAACAGAGGGGAGCCUCAGGGUGUGGUGAGAGAGGGUUUGCCUCCAUCUUGCCGGCCGGCCAUUCCAUGACACGUAUUUAUUAUUGCCAUUGCCAUUGCCAUUGCCAUUGCCAUUGUACGUGUGUGUGUACAUAAAGAGACAGACAGAGCAGCGGAUCAACGAACCGACCGACCGACCGACGUCUAAUGCUACGUGUGUGGUGGGCUGGGGCUGGCAUCUUUUUCGGUUUCACUUCUCUUUAUCUACGGAGCGGACUGGCAGGGAGGGGAGGCCACUGACUGUGCGGGCGGUGCGUCUUUGUCUUUUUCCCUUCGUGGGUGUACAAUGAAAUGAAUGCCCUGAGGGUGUGGUGUGUGCAGAGAGGAGGGGGGGCCGGGGGGGUGAGAGCGAUUUGCCGUAUGUCCGUGUGGGCGGCAUGGGACGGCAUGCGUGUCGAGUUUUUGCCUGCAGGUGCAUGGCAUGGGAUGCACUGCACUGCAGCCAUCAACGAACGAAGGGACUGAAAUGGAACGAACGGACUCAUCGGCCAAUUGAGUGAAAGGCACACAAAGAGAG
Vitrella brassicaformis is the source of this 3870-nucleotide messenger RNA. NCBI's taxonomy places the organism in Eukaryota, Vitrellaceae. The record is from the annotation of a GenBank genome assembly.